This is a messenger RNA of Stegostoma tigrinum, 2511 nucleotides long. Its product is annotated as extracellular calcium-sensing receptor-like. The transcript is spliced from 7 exons. Gene Ontology annotation, molecular function: G protein-coupled receptor activity. The record is from RefSeq and is a predicted model, not a curated record. Gene Ontology annotation, biological process: G protein-coupled receptor signaling pathway. Gene Ontology annotation, cellular component: membrane. The coding region runs from base 136 to 2511 and encodes 791 amino acids. NCBI's taxonomy places the organism in Eukaryota, Metazoa, Chordata, Chondrichthyes, Orectolobiformes, Stegostomatidae.
AAAGAUGGAGAUAUAACGUUGGGUGGAAUUUUUGGCAUGCAUUAAAAAAAAGACAUCGUUAACUUCAGUUUCACAGACUAGUUCCAUCACCUUCUCUGCAGCUUUCUGUUCAGACAUUUCCGUUUUGCUCUGGCGAUGGUUUUUGCAAUUGAGGAAAUAAAUAACGAUACGGCUCUACUACCCGGUGUCACUCUGGGAUACCGCAUUUACGAUUCUUGUAAUUUGCCCCAGUUAUCGCUAAAAGCAGCUAUGGCGUUUCUCAACAAACCCGAGGAAAGCACAUCCUCUGCUAACUGUAAAAACUCCUCCAUUGUUUCAGCGAUUGUUGCUGAUUCUGGAUCCACGAGGUCUUUAGCAAUAGCACCUUCCAUUGGUACUUUCAGGAUCCCAAUGGUUAGCUACUUUUCUACCUGUGCCUGCCUGAGCAAUAGAAAAGAAUAUCCAUCAUUUUUUCGAACAAUACCGAGUGAUUACUAUCAGGCUAAAGCAUUAGCACAGCUCGUGAAACAUUUCGGAUGGACCUGGAUUGGGACAGUUAAGAGCGAUGAUGAUUAUGGAAACUUUGGAAUGCAGGCAUUUGAAGAGGCAGUCCAACAAGUAGGCGUUUGUGUAGCCUUCUCAGAGUCGCUUCACAUAACAUACACUCGAGAGAAGUUACUGAAAACAAUUGACACCAUAAAAACAUCGUCUACAAAAGUUAUCAUUGCGUUUGUGAGUGAACUAAACAUGCGCACUCUGCUAAAAGAAAUGAUUAGACAAAACGUCAGCGGCAUACAAUGGAUUGGAAGCGAAUCAUGGGUUUCCACGUUGCUUCUUCCUCCGGAGGAAAGUAAAAAGAUUGGUUCUGGUGCAAUUGGGGUUGCAAUUCCCAAAGUCCGCAUACCAGGGUUAAGGGAGUUCCUGAUGAAUGUUCAUCCAUCCUCAUAUCCAGGAAACUUCUUGGUGAAAAAGUUUUGGAAAAGUUGUUUCGGCUGCACUCUAAGUGGUGGAAACAAAACAGAUACUCGAAAAACUGAUUCAGACCUUAAGGAAUGCACGGGGAGAGAAAAUUUUAAGAACAUCCAAAAUGAAUUUACAGAUGUGUUGCAGUACAGAGUCACUUACAACGUGUACAAAGCAACUUAUGCGAUAGCUUAUGCGCUUCACAACAUGGUGUCAUGCAAAAAUGGGCAAGGACCCUUCGCCAACGGGAGUUGUGCGAAUGUUUCAAAUUUUCAACCGUGGCAGCUACUUUAUUACAUGAAGACAGUGAAUUUCGUAACCAAGAUCGGCGAAAAAGUACAUUUUGACGAAAAUGGAGACCCUGUCGCAAUGUAUGACAUUGUAAACUGGCAACCAAAUGCCGUCGGUGACAUUGAAAUUGUAAAUGUUGGGCACUAUGAUGGGUCAGCUCGAUCUGGAGAAGAAUUUUCGAUAACAGAAGAGGCAAUUGUUUGGAAUGGCGAGCAGAAGUCGGUUCCUAAAGCUGUUUGCUCUGAAAGCUGUCGUCAAGGGACAAGGAAAGCAAGAAGAAAAGGACAACCCAUUUGCUGUUUUAAUUGCAUAAAAUGUGCAGAAAAUGAAAUUAGUAACAGAACUGAUUCUGUACAUUGCAUAAAAUGCCCGUUGGAAUUCAGAUCUAAUCAAAGGCAGGACCGGUGCAUUCCAAAGGAAAUCGAGUUUCUUUCGUUUUUCGAGACAUUGGGCACCAUUCUGGUGUCACUGGCGUUGUUGGGAGCCUGCGCCACUGUCGGUGUAUGCGCAAUAUUCUACAUCUAUAGACACACUCCGAUUGUUAAAGCCAAUAACUCUGAGUUAAGCUUCAUUUUACUUUUUGCCUUGACACUUUGCUUUCUGUGUUCAAUUACAUUCAUUGGUGAACCUUUAGUUUGGUCUUGUAUGCUCUGCCACGUCGCUUUUGGUAUUAGUUUCGUGCUUUGCAUCUCGUGUGUAUUGAGUAAAACGGUUGUCGUGGUGAUGGCAUUCAAAGCAAAGUUUCCUAACAAUAAUAUGAUGAAGUGGUUUGGACCAAGACAACAACGGCUGAUGGUUUACAUCCUUACCCUGGUACAAUGUGCAAUAUGUACUGCCUGGUUAAUUGCAUUUCCACCUUAUCCUUUGAAAAACACUAGUCACUUUAAUGAGAUAAUUGUGUUUGAAUGCAACGUGGGAUCUUCGUUUGUCUUCUAUUGCGUACUUGGUUAUAUUGGAUUUCUGUCCUGCGUGUGUUUCGUGGUCGCAUUUCUAGCUCGCCAACUUCCAGAUAACUUCAAUGAAGCUAAACACAUAACGUUUAGCAUGCUUAUCUUUUGUGCAGUUUGGAUAACCUUCAUUCCAGCUUACAUAAGUUCGCCAGGCAAAUAUGCUGUGGCAGUUGAAGUAUUUGCGAUUUUGGCUUCGAGCUUUGGACUACUUAUUUGUAUUUUUGUCCCAAAAUGUUAUAUUAUUCUUCUGAAGAAAGAAAACAACACAAAGAAGAACAUGAUGGGCUCAGUGUUUUCCAAGCAAAUCUUUGAAAGCGUUCGUGAAUGA